AUGGAGGUCGAAUUUGUGGCAUGGUUUGAGGCCACUGUUCACGGAUUGUGGUUGCGGAACUUUAUUUCGGGGCUUAGAAUUGUCGACUCUAUAGCUAGGCCGCUGAAAAUUUAUUGUGAUAAUUCUGCGGUUGUCUUCUUUUCAAAGAACGAUAAGUACUCGAAAGGGGCAAAGCACAUGGAGUUAAAAUACUUAUCUGUUAAAGAAGAAGUACAGAAACAAAGAGUGUUCUUUGAGCAUAUUAGGACGGACAUGAUGGUAGCGGAUCCGUUAACUAAAGGACUACCACCCAAAAUGUUUAUUGGCCAUGUAGAGCGUAUGGGGUCAGGCUCUCAAGUUGGGCGGAGCUUGACAAUUGACUUGUUGAAAACGCCAUAUAGUUUAUCAGAUGACAACUGGAUCACCGCCAUUGGCUGUAAUGUUAUGCUUAACGGGGUUAUUGGAGAAGACAAACGCAGUUCUAUUCAAAGCAGUUGCACAGCCAUUUGCUCCGACAGUCGUCGUAUCUAUGAUGAUGGUGAAACUUACGCAGAAUGCAUAUAUAAACCAACAUCUCAUGCAGAUGAUGGUUGUUGCAGGGUACCAAUUCCAAGAGGUACAACUUACCUUGAAUCAAAUUUGACUCAUCUCAGUGAACUACCGACAAGUCCCAAUAUUUAUUGCAGUUACGCCUUCACUGAAUACACUGAAACAAUGAGUGAAGAUUAUGGUUAUUAUGAAGGGGAAUUUAUGCUUACGAAUAACUCAAAAAUGAUCCCACUUAUCAAUGCACAUCCGAUCGCGAGCAUGGCAUUGGAUUGGAGGAUUGGAAGGAUGGAUUGCAAAGAAGCACGGCAGGAUAUCACUAACUUCGUCUGCCGAAAUAAUAGUGAUUGUGUUGAUUUUGAUCCUACGCUUGGAGGGUACCUCUGCAACUGCUCCAAAGGAUACACAGGCAAUCCCUACCUCAAUCCAGGAUGCCAAGAUAUUAAUGAAUGCGCUGAUGAUUCAACUAAUACAUGCGUCUCGAACUCAAUUUGCGAAAACGUUCCGGGGACAUUUCACUGCUCGUGUCCGAAAGGGUACAUUGGUGAUGGGAAAAAAGAUGGCACAAAUUGCAUUCUGCCACCGCCUUCCAAAACCAAGAUGACUAUCUUGACAGGUAUAGGCUCUGGAUUGUGGUUUCUUCUUCUAGUUUCAGUGUUCUUUUGGUUGUAUAAAUUGUUGCGAAAGAGAAAGGAAAGAAUGGUAAAAGAUAAAUUCUUCAAGCGAAAUGGUGGUCUUCUUUUGCAUCAACAGACAAAUGAAGGUGCACUUGGAAAAACAAAUGUUUUCCCUGCAAAAGAGUUGGAGGUGGCUACGGAUAACUUUAAUGGGAACAGAAUUAUUGGACAAGGAAGGCAAGGCACUGUCUACAAAGGAAUGUGGUAUGAUGGUAAGAUUGUUGCGAUAAAAAAAUCAAAGUUGGUGGAGGUGAAUCAGUUGGAACAGUUCAUAAAUGAAGUGGUGAUACUAUCACAGAUCAAUCAUAGGAAUGUGGUCAAACUAUUGGGGUGUUGUUUGGAGACUGAGGUUCCUCUGCUUGUUUAUGAAUUCAUGCCAAACGGGACACUUUUUGAUCUAAUUCAUGAUCCAAGUUGUGAAUUUCCAUGUACAUGGAACAUGCGUUUGAAAAUUGCAGCAGACAUAGCAGGGGCGGUAGCGUACUUACACUCUGCGUCUUCUGUGCCUAUCUAUCACAGGGAUAUCAAGUCAAGUAAUAUCCUCUUAGAUGAAAAAUAUGUUGUCAAAGUAUCAGAUUUUGGAACAUCGAGGAGGUCUGUUGCUACAGAUCAGACUCACUUAACUACUCUGGUUAAAGGCACGUUUGGAUAUUUAGAUCCAGAAUAUUUUCGGACCAGUCAAUUCACAGAGAAGAGUGAUGUGUAUAGCUUCGGGGUAGUUCUUGUCGAGCUUCUUACUGGGCAAAGGCCAAUAUCGCUUGAUAAAACAGAAGAGGAAAGAGGCCUAGCGACCCGGUUCCUUGCAUGCAUGGAAGAAGAAUGUAUGGACACGAUUUUAUAUGCGCAAGUACGGGAGCAAGGAAGAAAGGAAGAGGUGACCCUAGUUGCAAAGCUUGCACAAAGAUGUUUACACUCGAAAGGGAGAAUGAGACCAACUAUGAAAGAAGUUGCUACUGAAUUGGAAAGUUUUAGGAUGUCUAAAAUGUCGAGUGGUGUUAAUGUUGAAUCAGAAGAUGUGAGAUAUUUUGAAGAUAUGUCUGCAAUGAUUUCAGACACUGAGUACACGUGGACGAACAGUUACAAGAAUGCUUCUGCAUCAUCGUCAGAAACACAUCCGUUAGUGUUAUUUGAAAGUGCGUCAUAAUAUAGAUGCAUUUGUAUUAGACUCAAAUAAGAUAUACGAUCUCUGCGAUUGAAGAUUGGAAUAUUAAUGAAUCGCUUUACAAUUGUUUUUAAGUUUUUUAAAUCAAAUGUUGUGGAUAUUUUAGAUUUGUGGUGUGUUCCUUGGGUAUUUAGUUACUUGAAUUUUGUUAUUGUGU
Messenger RNA from Salvia splendens (bonfire salvia), 2521 nucleotides. RefSeq names its product wall-associated receptor kinase-like 1. The record is from RefSeq and is a predicted model, not a curated record. Gene Ontology annotation, biological process: cell surface receptor signaling pathway; protein phosphorylation. Gene Ontology annotation, cellular component: plasma membrane. Lineage: Eukaryota; Viridiplantae; Streptophyta; Magnoliopsida; Lamiales; Lamiaceae. Bases 1 to 2346 code for a protein of 781 amino acids. Gene Ontology annotation, molecular function: ATP binding; protein serine/threonine kinase activity; calcium ion binding. The transcript is spliced from 5 exons.